CUAAAACUCAUGAAAUACAAUCAGAAGCUAUUUUUGGACCAGGUGAUUGCAUAGGCGAUAUAGAUGUCAUGGAAAACUCCCCAAGAACAAAUACUUAUGCAGCCACAACCAACUGCGAGCUUCUGGCUGUAUUUAAUACGAAUUAUAAGCAAAUUCUUCAACCAUUUAUGCAGAAAUUGUGGCUGGAAAAAAAAUCGGCACUAAGGGCCUUAGAUUAUUUUAAUUUCCUCAAUGAAGAGCAAAUUGUCAACGCAAGUAAAUAUGGGAUAAUUCAGCAAUUUGAUCCUUUAGAGACUAUCUAUACUGAAGAUUUGGGAUCAAUGAGCUAUGUCUACUUUGUUCUAAGUGGAGAAUGCGUUGUUCUUCAAUGUCUCCACAUGAAGGUAAAUAUGAUAAAUAGAGAGAAAAUUUUUGAGCUUGCAAUGGUACCAAAAAGGGAUAUUGAAAAUGCAGUUUUAGAAGAGGACACCAAAUCCAAUAGGAAUAACGAUACAGUCUUUGAUGUAAACGAUUUUAUGCAAUCAAGUUCUUCGUUAGACGAGCAUAAUCAAAGUAAAAAACGAGGACUUCGCAAAAUGGGUCUAAAGGAAAUUCAAAAGGCUUGUACUGAAAUGAAAAAGCCAAUAGCAAGAAGAUCCACGAAAGAACAGGGGCGACAACGGCAGCGACAACGGCAGCGAGAACGUGAACGAGAGAGAGAGGAAUACGAGCUUUACGUAUCAGGCGAAUCUGAAGCUGAUUACGAGCCUUUGGAUGAUAAGACGCACAGUCGGUAUAGUGAUAUGUCUGGUAUACUUUCGCCUUUGUCUGAGACCAGCCCAAUGAUUUUAGAAAGUGAAACUGAAGGUUCGGAAAUAUUUACCGCAUCAACCACAUCAGUGAAAGUUGCCUCCAAGGAGCCAACAAUUUUUGAACAUUUUGAAACUCACUUUAUUGACGUUGGUUCUUUAACGUACGGCGGGAUCUUUGGCUUAGGAGAAAAAAUGGACCACCGUGUUAUUAUGGCUCGUACAACGGUUCAGUGCAUAUUAAUUCCUCGUUUUUGGCUUUUCGAGGCUGGACAAAAUCCAGGAAACAUAUGGCAACGUCAACGCUUUUACAUAGAGUGCAAUAUUCCAACUAGAGAAGAUCUCUUUAAAGAUUUUCUAAAGACGCGCAAGUGGGAAAAGUUUCGGCAUGACUACAUUCAAAGCAUUCUUAAUGCUGAUUCUCUGGCGAACUUUACAAAAGGCGAAGACAUUCCCAUAAUAAGUCGCAUUGUGGAGACGAAAUCUGAAGAUGCUUAAUUGUUUUU
This is a messenger RNA of Drosophila bipectinata, 1294 nucleotides long. RefSeq lists its product as uncharacterized. NCBI's taxonomy places the organism in Eukaryota, Metazoa, Arthropoda, Insecta, Diptera, Drosophilidae. The record is from RefSeq and is a predicted model, not a curated record.